This is a messenger RNA of Arvicola amphibius (Eurasian water vole), 4875 nucleotides long. It is a transcript of the gene Kif14, whose product is annotated as kinesin family member 14. The record is from RefSeq and is a predicted model, not a curated record. Gene Ontology annotation, molecular function: cell adhesion molecule binding; microtubule binding; microtubule motor activity. NCBI's taxonomy places the organism in Eukaryota, Metazoa, Chordata, Mammalia, Rodentia, Cricetidae. Gene Ontology annotation, cellular component: adherens junction. The transcript is spliced from 29 exons. The coding region runs from base 1 to 4875 and encodes 1624 amino acids. Gene Ontology annotation, biological process: microtubule-based movement; regulation of protein localization.
AUGUCAGUAAGAACUUGGAAUAACAGACACAACAGCGGUAGCCUGGAAGGCUGUCAGAAGACCUCAUCGCCAAUUGGCCUCACCCAUAGCAGCCGACUUAAAGUGCACUUGAAGUCAAACACGUCAGAGUGUGAAAAUCGUGACCCAUUAUUGAGUGCUGGAAGCAAACCCAGAGACAUAAAUAGCACUUACGUUAUCUCCGCCUGUAAAAAAUCAAGUGAGGUGCCCGUUACCCCUGACUCCAGUAGACUGACCCUUCAGAGAAGGGCUACUUGGAACAAAGAAUCGUCUUUACUUGGUAGUGAGUUGGGAGACACUACUACUAGAAAAACAACAGAUACAAGUCUUAGGCUACAACGUCGUCACGCGAACACAGGUUUUGUGGGAAAGAUGGAAACGACAUACACGGUGGGAGGUGACACGGAAAACAGCCGCGCUCCACAGGCCACUAGGACAAAAGCAGAACUUGUAAGUAACAACACGCGUGCCGUGUCUGUAGUUUCCGGGGAAGGCUCAAAUGACAUUGGAGUGACGGUUGGUGAAAAACGCACAGACGCAUUUCCUGCCCUCAGUUCCGUAAAUGAAAGGGGGGCAGUUAAGAACUCAAACAGCAGAGCGCCUGGGGGUUCCCAGUGUCAAGCUGGUGCUGUGAGAUCAGGUCACCCAGCAGUGAAACCGGUGGCCGUGGCCAGCAAGCUGGAUGUCCAAGUGUCAGGAGCAGGAGACUCACACCAUGGCAAUACUGCUAAGGACAUUGCAAAAAAUGUCAAUAAAUUUGGAAGCUUAGAAACAAGGACCCCAGGGAAAUGUGUUCCAGAACACAGACUGGCGCCAAGGCAUGACCUGCCUCCACCGAAAAGCCCGGCUGUAUCAUCCCUGAAAAACAGGAUGGCAAGCCCUCAGGUUAAACCCAGGCCCAAAAGUUCUCUUCUGGCAAAUAAAAGGGAACGAUCCCAAGAAAGCACACUCCCUCCAGAAGAAAAAUCCGCAGUUCAGAAUACCUUCGCAGAAGCAGACUCCUUCAGAGUAGAAAACAGCCAAGUGACGGUGGCGGUGCGGGUGAGGCCUUUCAGCAAACGAGAGAAGAUGGAGAAAGCAUCCCAGGUUGUCUUCAGGAAUGGGGAAGAAAUAACCGUGGAGCAUCCCGAGAUGAAACAAGUUUAUAGUUUUGUCUACGAUGUUUCGUUUUGGUCUUUUGAUGAGGGUCACCCUGACUAUGCUAGCCAGACGACUGUGUACGAGACGCUGGCAGCACCGCUCCUCCAGAGAGCUUUCGAAGGCUAUAACACCUGUCUCUUUGCUUAUGGCCAGACUGGCUCUGGGAAGUCCUAUACGAUGAUGGGACUUAAUGAAGAACCAGGAAUAAUUCCGAGAUUUUGUGAAGAUCUUUUUGCCCAAGUAGCCAAAAAACAAACCUCGGAGGUCAGCUACCAUCUUGAAAUGAGCUUUUUUGAAGUUUAUAAUGAGAAGAUUCAUGACCUUCUGGUUUGUAAAGGUGAAAAUGGGCAGAGAAAACAACCACUGAGAGUGAGGGAACAUCCUGUUUCUGGACCGUACGUUGAAGCCCUGUCGAUGAAUGUUGUCAGUUCUUACUCUGAUAUUCAGAGUUGGCUGGAACUGGGAAAUAAGCAAAGAGCAACGGCGGCUACCGGCAUGAACGAUAAAAGCUCCCGGUCCCACUCAGUUUUCACCCUGGUGAUGACCCAGACCAAGACAGAAUUCGUGGAAGGGGAAGAGCAUGACCACAGAAUCACAAGCCGCAUAAACCUCAUAGAUUUGGCUGGCAGCGAGCGCUGCUCUGCAGCCCACACGAGUGGGGAGCGACUGAAGGAAGGUGUAAGCAUUAACAAGUCCUUGCUGACUCUGGGGAAGGUCAUAUCUGCACUCUCUGAGCAAGCAAAUGGAAAAAGGAUUUUUAUUCCAUAUCGUGAAUCCGUUCUUACGUGGCUCUUAAAAGAAAGCCUGGGUGGGAAUUCCAAAACAGCAAUGAUUGCUACCAUCAGUCCUGCUGCCAGCAACAUCGAGGAAACACUAAGCACACUUAGAUACGCCACCCAAGCCCGCCUGAUAGUCAAUAUCGCCAAAGUCAAUGAAGAUAUGAAUGCAAAGUUAAUUAGAGAACUGAAAGCAGAAAUUGAGAAGUUAAAAGCUGCUCAGAGAAACAACCGGAAUAUUGACCCUGAACGGUAUAGACUCUGCCGACAAGAGAUAACAUCCUUGCGGAUGAAGCUGCAUCAGCAGGAGAGAGACAUGGCAGAGCUGCAAAGAGUAUGGAAGGAAAAGUUCGAACAAGCUGAGAAAAGAAAACUUCAAGAGACAAAGGAAUUACAGAAAGCAGGAGUUACGUUUCAAAUGGACAACCAUCUGCCAAACCUUGUUAAUCUCAAUGAAGACCCACAGUUGUCAGAGAUGCUACUCUACAUGAUAAAAGAAGGCAUCACUACAGUUGGGAAGUAUAAGCCAGACUCAAGCCACGACAUCCAGUUAUCCGGAGUGCUGAUUGCUGAUGACCACUGUACCAUCAGAAAUUUUGGAGGAACAGUGAGUAUUGUCCCAGCUGGAGAAGCAAAGACAUAUGUAAACGGGAUGCACAUUUCAGAGCCCACAGUAUUACAUCAUGGUGAUCGGGUGAUUCUUGGUGGAGAUCACUAUUUUAGAUUUAAUCACCCAGUGGAAGUCCAGAAAGGGCUAAGACCGUCAAGUAGACAAACUAUCACAAGCGAAGGUCCAAAAGAUUUUGAGUUUGCCAAAAAUGAGUUACUUAUGGCACAGAGAUCACAGCUUGAAGCAGAAAUAAAAGAUGCCCAGCUGAAGGCAAAGGAAGAAAUGAUGCAAGGAAUUCAAAUUGCCAAAGAAAUGGCUCAGCAAGAGCUUUCUUCCCAAAAAGCUGCUUAUGAAAGCAGAAUCCGAGCCCUGGAAGCAGAACUGAGGGAAGAGUCUCAAAGGAAGAAAAUGGAGGAAAUAAAUACCCAAAAGGCUAAUGACAAAAUUGAGGAGCUGGAAAAGGCAAAGCAGCAUCUUGAGCAGGAAGUGUAUGUGAACAGAAGGCGGCUGGAGAUGGAGACUUUGGCUACAAAGCAGGCUUUAGAAGACCAUAGCAUCCGCCAUGCAAGAAUCCUAGAAGCUUUAGAGACUGAAAAGCAGAAAAUUGCUAAAGAAGUACAAAUUCUUCAGGAGAAUCAGGGAAAUAGGGAUAAAACGUUUAUAAUUCAGCCAAACUGGAGCUCCAUGAAACUCUCCAUGAUGAUCCAGGAAGCCAAUGCCAUCAGUGACAAACUUAAAAAAUACUAUGUUUUUGGCAGACAUGAUACAUCAGGCAGAGGUCACUCUGAUACCUCUGUUCGCGUUCGUAACCUGCAGCUUGGAAUCUCAACUUUCUGGAGUCUGGAAAAGUUUGAAUCUAAACUUGCAGCAAUGAAAGAGCUUUAUGAGAAUGAUGGUGGUAACAGGGCUGAGGAUGUCUAUUGUGAUCCUGAAGAUGAGUGGGAACCUGACAUUACGAGCACGCCAGUUUCUUCCCUUUCUAGAAGGAGGAGCAGAAGUUUGAUGAAGAACGGGAGGAUUUCUGGUUGUUUCCAUGACAUACAGGUCCAUCCGAUUCAGAACCUGCAUGCUUCACACUCGUCAGGUUUAAUAGAAAAAUCAAGCGCCAUUUACUCAAAUUCAUCAGAACCCUUUCUUCCUGGAAUUUGCAAAGAAUUGAUCGGUUCGUCAAUAGACUUUCUUGGACGGAAUUAUGAUGAAGAAAAAACUAUAGCAGACAGCCUGAUGAACAAUCUUCUUAAACUUUAUGACGGGCUGCGUGCCAUUUCCAAAGCCCAUGAAGAACAGGAUGAAGAAAGUCAGAAUAACUUGUUCUCUUCUGACCGGGCAGCUCAGGCCCUCACCGUCCAGAUGGCUUGUGCCUUUGAGCAGCUUGUGGUUUUGUUCAAACACUGGCUGGAUGAUUCUCUACCUGGUACCCGCUCAGCAAGGCUUGAAGAUGAAUUGAGACAAGAUAUUAAAAAGCUGGGAGGCUAUUUACAAUUGUUUUUGCAGGGGUGCUGUUCGGAUAUUUCAUCAAUGGUACAAGAGGCUCAAAACAAAGUCAUCCAGGUGAUACUGCAGGCUGUUCAGUGUGUGGCUCAGCUGGCCAUUCUGAAAGGGAGCAGGCUCUGUCUUCUGGAAAACAGCAAGAGUUCCAGUGCCCGGGUAAUGUAUACUGAAUUCACAACUGCUCUCCAGGAAGGCAUAGCCUUGGGGCUGAAGAGUCUCUUAGAUUCUGGGCUGGAAAAAGCACAGGAACUCGAGCGAGACCUCUCCAGGCAGAGUGCACAUGAGGAGGUCGCCAAGCGGAUGAAGGCUAAUGCCGUGGAACUGGUCAAGUCUCUUGGGAACACCUUUGCUGAAUGGAGACUAAAAAGCCUCAGAACUCAAGUACAAGAAGGUUCUAGGCAACAAGGUUCCAGGAUGGUAACUCUCGCAUCAGAGUUCUUGAAGUUAAAAUGUUGUCUGGAGAAAACUGUUGAGAUUAUUACGUCUGCACUGAGAGGGUGCCCUAGUGACCUGCACUGUCUCAGAAACUGUACUGAAACGCUCUGCACCCUGGCUCCCAAGCUCCACAGUGAUGUCGUUGGGCCCUCUGCCUCUGCUGGCAGCGGUGGGAAACUAGAAACUCUAGCCAAAUCUCUCCUCUUCUGUUUUGAACGUGGAGAAAGACCUGGUUUGUUGAAACCCCAGGAAUCUCAUAAUCAGCAAAGCGCGGGAGAGCAGUGUGAGUCAGGCGGGGCUGACUGCAGCGGAGGCGUGCCAGCGUGUGCUGGUGAACCCCACAGAGACACGUCCCCAGCAGUGUCCUCACAGGCCUGCGCCCCCAAAAAGAUUCAGUGGGUGUGA